Molecule: messenger RNA, 1532 nt
Organism: Thunnus maccoyii (southern bluefin tuna)
Lineage: Eukaryota; Metazoa; Chordata; Actinopteri; Scombriformes; Scombridae
Product: high choriolytic enzyme 1-like
Exons: 1
Coding region: 501-1286 (261 amino acids)
Biological process (GO): proteolysis
Molecular function (GO): zinc ion binding; metalloendopeptidase activity
Source: RefSeq, a predicted model, not a curated record
GGACUUUCCAGUCACAACCCUUCAGGAAGUUGAUCUGAAGCCUUUAUUUCAAUAUACAGUAUGUCUAAACUAGUACAUCCUGACCAGACAGAAUUGAUUCCAAGGUGUCAGGGUGCUAUUAAUAUUUGAAAGAUUUCACUUUGCAAUGUAGCAAAAUAUUUACAAAGGGUUACUUUGACAGAUACUGUGCAAUCUUAUUGGUUGAAGUAAAUGUAAGAUCUUCAGUUAAUCAUGUUCCACCCAGUAAACCAGCUGUGUUCAUCCAUCUAAUGACCAGACAUAACAAACUAUAUUGAAACAGUAGGUUUGCCUGUGGUCCUCCCUUCACAGGUUUAUUUAGGCGUAGCAGUGUGGACCUCAACCCAUAAUCCUCCUGCAGACACACCUGUAGAGGUGAGUAUAAAGACCCUGGACUGAACUGAGUCAAACAUCAAGCUUCAAGGAGUCUCUCUAAAGCAGCUUGCCACAGAAGCUCCACAGACACCAGACCACACCUGAAGAUGACUCCCUCUGUCAGCCUGCUGCUGCUGCUCCUGCUUGGCCUCUAUCGGGCACAUCCUCUCCAGGAGGAAGGAAGUGGAGAGGAGGAGGAUGACAGUGUUGAUAUCAGCACCAGGAUUCUGGCCUCCAACAAUGCCACAGAUGAGAUCUUGCUGGAAGGAGACUUGUUGGCUCCCAGAACCAGAAAUGCCAUGACAUGCUGGUCCCAGAGCUGCCUGUGGAGGAAAGCCUCCAACGGCAUGGUGAUGAUCCCCUUCACGGUGAGCAGUCAGUUCAGCAGCUGGGAAAGGCAGAAGAUCGAGAACGCCAUGAAGGCCUUCCACAGCAGAACCUGCAUCCGCUUUGUCCCCCGUCAGAACCAGUACGACUACAUCAGCAUUGAGAACAAAGCCGGAUGUUUCUCGGCUCUGGGAAGAACAGGAGGCAGACAGGUCCUCUCUCUCAACAAGCAGGGCUGCCUCUACCACGGCAUCAUCCAGCACGAGAUCAACCAUGCUCUGGGCUUCCAGCACGAGCAGACCAGGAGCGACCGCGACUACUACGUCAGGAUCAACUGGGAGAACAUCGACCCACAGAUGGCCUACAACUUCUACAAGCAGAACACCAACAACCUGAACACUCCCUACGACUACUCCUCCAUCAUGCACUACGGAAGGACCGCCUUCUCCAUCCAGUACGGCAGGGACUCCAUCACCCCCAUCCCCGACCCCAACGUCCAGAUCGGACAGAGGCAGGGCAUGUCCUAUUGGGACAUCAUGAGGAUCAACCUGCUCUACGGCUGCUGACAACACCACAUCUGAUCUAAAGUUAUCAUUUAGCAAAACAAAUGAACUCAAUGCCAAAUACAACAAAUUCACAUUUUUUCUCCAUUUACAUGUAAUGAAUAAAACGCUACUAAAAUGUAUGUGAUCCAUGACAUACUCUUCACAUUCUGUGACUGUAAUCUUUGAAAUGUUCACACAAAGAAAUAAACAUCAAAGAGCAAAUGAAGUUACCUCAUGUCUAAAUUAUCUGUGAAAAAGUUAAUGCAG